GCCUCGUCGUCCUACAAGUCCUCGACGACCGGUAUUACGUUUCUCGGCGACAGCACGCAGCUCAGCAGGUUGCUGAGCAAUGCACCAGGGCUCGCUGUGGCAAGAAGACACGACCCGCCCGCGUUCUGACGAGAGCGGACAAGGAGAUGGUUUGCGUGGGUUGAGCAGAUGGGUAGAUAGAUAGACGGAUGACCCUUUGCGCAUUUUCCGCGGACACCCUUCAUACGAUGUGAUUGACUCGCGGCAGAACUACGGUUAACGUGUUACGGACCGAUCGGACCGCGGGAGCAAAUAGAAUGGAGCGUGCACGCAACGAUGUUUCGCUUCACCACGGUGCCUUGAGGAUGCUCUGAGAGAGACCAACCUGCAUGUAGGUGAGGGGGGCGACCUGUGGUUUGCUCGUCCUGGGUUCGGACCACAGGGCGCAGGCGCCGGGCGCGGAGGUGUCAGAGGAGGGAGGGGAAAAGGUGUGCAAACCUCGCCUCUCGGCUGAUGCAACACGAUGGCUCUGCGACAUGUGAUGCGUCAGCUUGCGUCGUCGCAACCUCCAGGCCUUUGCAUUCGCACCUUUCGCUCUGCCACUGGUUUUCGUUCUGCAGCUAGCAGCUGCGAGAGGACAAGGGUGACGAACUGCCUGUUGCAGUCCUCGCCAGAAGGCUCGAACCCUCGAACAUGGGCCGCCGAGCGCGCCCUGCACCCAGGGCCGACUUGGUCGCAGGUUCAUCGCACAAAACCGAUACAUCCUACUGUCGCUGGUACGGGUCUCCACUUCAUGUCCCGAAUCGCCCAGUUACACUACAGACCCGAGGAGACUGGCUCUGGGCCAUCUGGCCCGACCCCAGCCUCGGUGACGGCUGGACAGGAUGUAGCUGCUGCUGAAUCGGAGGCCGGGUCGGCAGCUGCAGCAUCUGCCACACCGUCAACCUCGAAUGUCGCCGCGACGGAGACGUCGUCGCCACCAGAAGGAGGCCAAGAGAUGCAGCAGGAGAGUAAGCAGGCUAGUUCAAGGAGCAAGGUUCCCGACUCCUCGGCAGCAUCGGAAGGCCAACAAGUUUGGCCAGGCGGCGGUGGCGUCUCUGUUGGCGACGAGGUGGCCGAAUGGUGGAGGGGAGAAGCUGACGAGGACGAUGAAGGGGAGGGUGGUGCGAUGGGGGAUGAGGGCGUGUCGAAGGAAGUGCAACGGAUGGUUUCGCAGCUGGAAGGAAAGAGCCGCACACAACAAGCGUUUUUGAUCGGUCAGAUGCUCAAAGUGAAGCCACUCGCAGAUGUGUUUGUCGGCGACCGCGAACUGCUCCAGCAUAUGAACCUUGAGACGAAGCUCAUCGACGUCAAUCGUGUCGAUAAAGUGACCAAGGGAGGGAGGAUGACGAGGUACAGCGCGCUAAUUGUCAUGGGGAACAAGGAUGGGGUGGUGGGGUUUGGAAAGGGCAAGGCAUCGGAGGUGGCCAAGGCACGAAACAAGGCGAUUCUGCGAGCGCUGAAGUCCCUGCAGUACUGUGAGAGGUACCAGAACCACACGAUAUUCCAUGAGCAAGUCGUGAAAUACGGCACGACGAAGCUGUACCUGUGGCCAGCAAGAUCGGGUACCGGAAUGAGGGCGAACUAUACAGUUGGGGCCAUCCUUCGCUUGGCAGGCUUCAAAGACGUAAAGUCGAAAGUCAUAGGCUCACAUAACCCACAUAACACCGUCAAAGCCACUUUCAAGGCAUUAGGCCUCAUAAAGACACCUGAAGAUAUGGCUAGGAUAUAUGGGCGCACGGUGAUUGAGAAGCCCAUUCUGUAUAAGUAGGAUGGAUGACCUCGCCCCAACUUUAACGUUGCCUUGCCUGCUUAACCUUAA
Messenger RNA from Chara braunii, 1840 nucleotides. The record is from the annotation of a GenBank genome assembly. NCBI's taxonomy places the organism in Eukaryota, Viridiplantae, Streptophyta, Charophyceae, Charales, Characeae.